Penicillium verhagenii is the source of this 483-nucleotide messenger RNA. Its product is annotated as NACHT nucleoside triphosphatase. NCBI's taxonomy places the organism in Eukaryota, Fungi, Ascomycota, Eurotiomycetes, Eurotiales, Aspergillaceae. The transcript has 2 exons. Bases 1 to 483 code for a protein of 160 amino acids. The record is from RefSeq and is a predicted model, not a curated record.
AUGGCGGCUUCCACAUCCUACAAUGGGAUAAACUCUGAAAUUCAAGUUGCACAAAACUAUGCUCCUAUCGCUGCAAACUUCGUUCAACUAGAAUCGUCUUUGAAUCAAGCAUGCCUUAGGGAUUUGCGUACGACCAAUCCAUACGACGAUAAAAGCCGCAUCAAGAAUACGAACGGAGGGCUGCUCAAAGACUCAUAUCGCUGGAUCUUAGACAAUGCGGAAUUCAGACAAUGGCAAAACAACCAAAACAAUCGUCUCCUCUGGAUCAGAGACGAUCCCGGCACCGGCAACACAAUGCUCCUGUGUGGUAUCAUCGAAGAAAUGACACAAUUACAUGGAAACACUGCGAAUGUCUCAUUCUUUUUUUGCCAAGCCACCGACGUGCGAUUUAACAGCGCUACUUCCGUCUUACGUGGUUUGAUAUAUUUACUUGUCCAAAAGAAUCCAUCCCUUCUCUUCUAUGUGCGGGCUCGGUAUGACUAG